This is a messenger RNA of Alosa alosa (allis shad), 1573 nucleotides long. RefSeq names its product cysteine/tyrosine-rich 1 (gene cyyr1). The transcript is spliced from 4 exons. Lineage: Eukaryota; Metazoa; Chordata; Actinopteri; Clupeiformes; Clupeidae. The record is from RefSeq and is a predicted model, not a curated record. Bases 314 to 787 code for a protein of 157 amino acids.
UCAGAGUAGUAUUCGGCAAAGAGUGGCAGGGGGAGGGGAGGACCUGAAAGAAAAACUAGAAAAGGGAGGAAGGGAAAACAAAGAAGAAGUCAAGGGAACGCGAUUAGGAGGAGGGAACACGUGGAAAAUUGGGAGAGUGCGUUUGUAAAGUGAGGAGACAACUCAGCCAACUCGGCAGCUCCACAGUUCUUUAUUUGAAUGAACUAGAGCUUAUUUAAAAUUUCGCGUUUCACUCAGAUGAAUUUAUUCCUGAUGAAAACUUCAAACUAAUCUCUGAAUUGACUAACAUCUGUGGGGAAAGGGAUCAGAAGACAUGAACAAUUCUGCAUCUAGGACCGGACAGACGAGCUGGAAGUUGCUCAGAGAAUCAUUGUUGCUCUGCCUCUUUGCCGGGAGAGGGCAAGCACAGUGUGAUGGCUGUUUAGAGUACUGCUGCGAUGGAGCACCUCCUUUCUGCUGUUCCUACUAUGCUUACGUGGGUGAUAUUCUCUCGGGGACGGCAAUAUCCGGCAUCGUAUUUGGCGUGGUGUUUCUGAUGGGGGCGGUGGCGGCGGGCUUUCUGUUUAUCUGCAUGUGUGUGAAGAACGGUCGAGGGGCUCGCGUUGGAGUCUUUGGCACGUCCUACAUCAACACGGUGUCACAGGGAUAUCCAGGUCCUCCUCCACCCUACACCUACGACUAUGAGAUGUACUCUGCAGAUCUCCACCCACCUCCGUAUACACCCACCCCUCCCAGGGGCACAAACUACUCCCCUCCUCCCCCGUAUCCAGGCUACACCCGGAAGUGAGCGAUUAUCUGCACCUGAGGGGUAGCAGCCUUUGCUCUUCAUUACUGUGUAUGGGGGAGGUGGGAGGGAGUAGACAGACACCCUCCCAGUGCGAGAUGAUGUGGUACUCCUGGGCUAUAAAUUAAGAUACAAGAACUUGAGGAUGUUCACCAAGGGUAAGAACUGCCCAGUUCUUCUCUGGUCAGACCAGUGAUGUUGUGCCUUCUGGCUAGGUGCACACGGAAGGAUCAGCCCAGGAUCACCUGGAAGCCACAGGGGAAAUGGAAGUAGCUGUCUGCACAGAGAAUAUGGAGCUUUCUCAAAGGACCAUUUUGAGCACAUAAAAUAUAAAAAUGUUCCUGUGUUGUGCUAUAAAGACUUACCAGUAAACUAUGUUUGAUCAGAGAAGACAGGAUGAAAUAACUGGACUCAAACGAACUGAAAAUGGACUAUAAUUUGAAUGAAGCUCCAUUGGCCUGAAACUUGAAGAAAACCUGAGAAUAACUUGACUGACAAGAAUUUUUCAGCAUAUGAUGUUGCUGCAUCUUAUAAUGCUGUUAUGUAUCAGUGAGGUUUUGUUGAACUGAUUAAAAAAAGUCCUCCUGUUGUCAUACUUCUCAUGGAGUACUACUAUGUAUUUUCCUGUUCUAUUUUUAGUAUGUUCUUUCUUCGUGUUAUCAGAUGCAUCAGCAUCAGCUCCUAAUAUGACAUGAUGAGAUGUGACAAAUGCUUAAUUUCUUAGGACUUAUCUAAUAAAUCCAAGCUGGUUGCACAGCAUGAAGCCGUUGGUUCCCAUGCGUCUGCAUG